Messenger RNA from Chara braunii, 1158 nucleotides. Lineage: Eukaryota; Viridiplantae; Streptophyta; Charophyceae; Charales; Characeae. The record is from the annotation of a GenBank genome assembly.
CUAACCACUCGACCCAUAGAUGAUUGGGGACAUGGACACGCCAGAGACGAGGUCGCCGCCGGCGGAGCUGGAGGAACCGCGCUACCCGACAGCGGUUGCCGUCGUUGACACUGAUCUUCAGACUGCUGCUGAUGAUGAGAUUGCCCCGCCUCUUGUUGUCGAGACUCCCCCUCUGCCUGCUCCUGCGGCUGGUUCUGAUACUGAUGCUGAUGCUGAUGCUGCUGUUGUUGGGGUUGGGGUUGCGGCUGCGGGGGCGGGGGCGGGGGCGGGGGCGGCUGCCGCUGAGCAUGGGGACGCGGAGUGGCGGAGGGAGUGGAAUGAGGAGGGGGAGAAGCGGUCCUCUGCGGCGGCGAGGGGUGAUGGAUCGGUUGCUGCUGGGCGUGGUGUCGGUGCUGCAGCUGCUGAUGCUGCCCCAGGGGGGGUGACGACUGCUGCUGUUGCUGCUGAUGGUGAUGGUUUUGCUGAUGAAAUGCUGCCCCGCUCGGAUUCACGCACUGAGAGGUAGUAGUAGUAGUAGUAGGAGGAGGAGGAGGAGGGGACCCCGAGGACGAUCCCCCUUGCCCCACCUCGUGCUGAUGAUGCAGAUGGUCCUGGGUCAAACUCCACAGAAUCUGCGACGGAGGGGCGUGGGCUACAGCGAACUGCUGAGAUGCUUGCAUAAUCGACGGACCCUGCAUCCCGUAAUGCUGUGCUGCUGCUCUUCCCGCUACUGACGAUGCUACCGUUGCUGACGCUCCUCCGCUCGUGUCACUCACUGCUCUUGCUGCUCUACCCUUUCUGCUAACGACUCCCUUAAUUACUGUACGUCUUUCGUUCCUACCGAUGGACUGCGUGUCCCUGCUCUCGCUGCUGCUGCUGAUAAUGAUUGGGCUUUUUCCACUAAUCGUGUGUUGGGUUGUGAUUGUCGAUGGUGAAGAUAAUGAUGUUGAAGAUGAUGAUGAUGAUGAAGACGAUGCGCUCGCAUACCUUCCUUCCCUUCCGCAUGAUGAUGAUGAUCCGUUGGAUAGGACCUUGUUGAGCAGUCCUGAGCUCCGUUCUUUCUUUUCUGGAGAUGACAAGCGCGGACUCCGCGAGGGCACGCAUGUAGAGUUCUCAAAUCGAUGGACGAACCUCGCCGACGGCGGCAGCGGAAACGGAAAACAAAUGUAGCGGCAAAGG